Molecule: messenger RNA, 3641 nt
Organism: Scomber scombrus (Atlantic mackerel)
Lineage: Eukaryota; Metazoa; Chordata; Actinopteri; Scombriformes; Scombridae
Product: bile acid-CoA:amino acid N-acyltransferase-like
Exons: 12
Coding region: 147-1547 (466 amino acids)
Biological process (GO): acyl-CoA metabolic process; fatty acid metabolic process
Molecular function (GO): fatty acyl-CoA hydrolase activity
Source: RefSeq, a predicted model, not a curated record
GAGGAGCUGGGACAUGAGUAAAAGAAGAGGAAAGACGCGACCCCAUAAUGAAAAGCAAUCUUGGAUUCAGCCUGACGUUUCUGUCAUCCGGAAUAACUUGCACUGCCAGAUAGGUGUGCUGUGUGUGGGCAGACAGCGACAACAUAAUGGUCAGUGUGCACAUGAGCAUGGUAACACUACGGCAGCUUAUAGGCAUGAAGAUGAUACCGUUCUUCACUCUACACAGGCGGCUGCCAUGUUUGCAUGGUGCAGUGGGUGCAGUUCGAUGGAGGAGCAGCUAUAAACAAGCCCCUGUACUAACAGCCACACCGGUUCGUACCCUCAUAGAUGAACCCAUCAGUGUUAAAGGACAUUUCUUGACACCACACUCUCCAGUUACAGUGUGUGCACAAAUGCACAGUGAAGAUGGGGACCUGUGGGAGGCAUUUGCCCACUACAAUACAAAUGCAGAUGGCACUGUCAACUUGGCCAGGGAUCAUUCAGUCGGGGGUUCAUAUUUGGGCUGUGAGCCAAUGGGACUCCUCUGGGCACUGAAGCCAGCACCGGGUGCACGAGAAGGUUUGAGACUGAGGAAAAAAAACGUAGAGACUCCAUACAUGGUGCAGAUGUCUUUACUGGAGAGCCACGUGUCACCCAGUCAGCUACAGAGCGCUGAGCUGGCUACUGUGACUACUGAGCGCUGGUAUGUGGCACCAGGUGUAAAGAGAAUAGACAUUCGCCAAAAUGGAGUUGUAGGAACUUUGUUCUUACCGCCUGGUCCAGGCCCAUUUCCAGCCAUGCUGGACCUGUGGGGAAUGGGCGGAGGACUAGUAGAGUACCGCUCUGCCCUGUUUGCAUCCAAGGGCUAUGCUAGCCUUUCCCUCGCCUACUUUGGGCACAAAGAUUUACCUCCCCCACAGAAUACCAUCAACGUUGGUGAUGCAUAUUUCAAGUCAGCAUUCGAGCUGCUUCGUGAUCAUCAUCAGGUCUGUGCCGACAGAGUUGGGAUCAUCGGUCUCUCCUUUGGAGUCUACGUGACUCUUCAAAUUGCCACUCAGACUGGUGUCAAACCAUCCUGUUUGAUUUGUAUCAACGGCCCAGUAGGAAGUACCAUCAAGCUCCCAGACUCAAAUGGAAAGAAGGAAAGCUUUGAAAGUGAAGAGAAAUAUUGGACUUAUGAUGAUAAAGGCCAUGUCAGUUUUAGAGAUAUUUCCUUGCCUGCAAACCUUCAACCUGAGAGCAAAGUGAAGAUUGAGAAAGUUGCCUGUCCACUAAUGUACAUAGUGGGUGAAGACGACCUGAGUUCCUCGAGCAUUGAGAAUGCAAAUGUGAUCGAAGAGACCCUGACAGCUGCAGGUAAAUCCCACCUGUUUACCCGUUUGUCUUAUCCCGGUGCUGGUCACCUAAUUGAACCACCUUACUCACCAAACGUAAGAACGUCGCUGUGGAGCGUCAAACCAAGAAAACUCAUCACUGUGUGGGGAGGUCACCUCGCACUCCACGCUGCUGCCCAGGAGGAUGCCUGGAAGAAAAUCCUGGGUUUUAUGGAAAGUAAUCUGAGGGGGUGAAGUCUUGUUUUAUUUGAGGACUGCACAUGCAGAGAACGUGCAUGUUUUGUUUUUAAGAUGCAGAGCAUUUCCUGCAACUGGCGUGCAACUAAUUCAAAAGCGGUAAUGCAGCAAAAGCUGGAAGCCAACCGCCAUAAAAAAAAAAGAAGAAGGACUAAUUCAAAAAAUCACACGCUCACUCAUUCACAUUUAGCAAGCUGCAGAUCCUCCACAGGGUGGGGGUGUUCAGUCACUGUCAGAACAUUACUUUGCCCGUUAACAUACACUGCAUACAGGAAGGAGAAGGCAGAUCAGCUGCUGCUUAGACCCGUACAUGUUAUGUUGCCAGUUGCUACUGGCACGUGCAACUGUGACAUUACCCGGGUAGUUUGGGCACUGUGAUCAUCAAGAGCUGUUUUCAGAGUGAGUCGGUGAUCAGAGUUGGUCAUUGUAAUCCAUUUUUAAUGUAUUUUAAUUUACUGACUUACUGGUUUUAAAAGUUCUUCUGUUAUUUUUAUCCUUCAUCAUGAGGUUUGAUGAAGAUAUAAUAAGAUAAUAAGAUAUAAUUGUGUUUUGUUGAACCUGUCUUUAAACUUGAUUCUUUGUCCAGUAAGAGUUUUAAGUGCUAAUCAACUCACAGCUGACAAGUUUUCUGCAGGUUUAGACCCAAGCGCAUUGAAGAUGUCAGCUGGGUCAAAACUCAGCACCUGCUCAUUAUGGUGUUGGGUGACAUUCACUGCUGGUGUGUUGUUUAGUGUGUCAAACCGUGCAAAGUGCUUAUUGAGGUCAUUCAGGAAUUCAGUGUUGUCAUCACAGGAUAUGGGAGUGGUUUUAUAGUCUGUGACAGACUGAAUUCCCUGCCGGUCUCCUGGUGUCUUUGUGAUCCUGAAAGUGAUCCUGAAUUCUCUGACCAUGGGCUCUUUUUGCCAAUCUAAUUGCUUUGUUCAGAUUGGCACGUGCAGUCCUGAGGGCAGCCGAAUCACCAGAUUUAAAGAGAGUUUCUUGCUUUCAGCAGGGCUCGAACCUCAGCAGUCAUCCAGGGUUGCUCUUUACACUCUGACUGUGAUUUCUUUUUUGACAUCACAGAGUAGGGUCUUGUUCAAUCCUUUAACACACAAUGCUCCUCCGUUUUGGAUAUAGUGGUUCCUUGUAAAAUGUGACUUGUCCCCUCCAUAAAUUCUCCCGCUGGUUAAAUGACACAAUUUGUUGUUAAGGCGUACAUGUCGGCAUGCAGAUCGACCUUUGGAAAUCCACUGAGCUUUAUCGUCUUUAGUACAAAGACCUUCUUAACUGAGUUAAACAACAUGGUUAAAGAUACGAAGGCAUCUUAUUUUGCCAACUUUAUUUCCACCAGUAAACACAACCCCAAAGUCCUGUUGGACAUCAACAACAUUGUCACUCCUGCACUUCCUGAUGUGCCUGUUUUGUCAAAUAAGCAUUGCAAUCAUUUUGUCUCCGUCUUGGUAGAUAAGAUUAGAGAUGUGAGGACUAGCAAUUUCCCGUCCUCUAUUCCCCUCUCUACAUAUGAUGUUUAGCCUGUUUUAGCUGGUUUUUAAUUAGAUUUAAUUUAUUUUUCAAAUCCUGAGACCUGAGUACUACAUCUCGCUCACAUGUCUGACAUGAUGACUGACAAAUAAAGCAUCUUGAAUCUUGAAUGCAGUUCAGCUAUCAAUUUUGGACUGUUUUCUCCCAUUUCCUUGCAAGACCUCACUGAUCUGGUGGGCAGUAUGAAACCCUCCUCCAGUCCUGACUCACAUCACACCCAUUUUAUAAGUUCUUUUUAUUUGCUUCCCAUCAGGCUUAUGAUUUAUUUUAAGGUUAUUGUUUUCACAUAUAGAGUCCUGCAUGGACAGACACCUGAGUACCUGUGACCUUGUCCAUGCCUAGGUCACUUGGUGUUUUGAUCAGGACCCUCUCUCUGACCCUCACUCUCCACUGAAAACAAAAGGUGUUCAUGCCUUUCGUGUGGUAGUGGCUCCAACACUAUGAAACUUUCUUCUUUUAGACAUGAGGUCUGCAGUCUUGUACAAGCUUUUAAAAAUCAACUGAAGACCCAUCUUUUCAAAUUGGCCUUUGUUUCACCUUAAGUUGUGUAGCAAUUGUACUUUUGUGUGU